Messenger RNA from Salvia splendens (bonfire salvia), 2541 nucleotides. RefSeq lists its product as uncharacterized. Lineage: Eukaryota; Viridiplantae; Streptophyta; Magnoliopsida; Lamiales; Lamiaceae. The coding region runs from base 238 to 1593 and encodes 451 amino acids. The record is from RefSeq and is a predicted model, not a curated record. The transcript has 2 exons.
CCGCCUUUUCUCUCUUCCCUCGCACAUCACAGUCACACAUGACACACCCCUCUUGUCACUCUUCUCCCUUAACCCCAGCACACACACAUACACAUAUUCCCAUUUCACCUUAAUUCAACAUUCAAUCCGCAAAUUCACCCACAAAAUCACUGAUUCUCCACUUCCUUUCACUAAUUUUGGAUUAAUUCAAGCAAAUACAGGGGUUCCCUCUCUAAACGCCAAAAGACAGUGUUAAAAAUGGUAGACCAAUACGACCCGGGAUGUUUCGGCGUUCGUUUGGCUAACCGGGAACAGAGAGAAAAGUGGGAUAUACUCGUCCGGUUGAAGGUCAUACCAUCUCGAUACCCAGAUGAAGAGGCAUUGGAAGCACUGGGACUCGGUGACUGCUUCUGGGAGCUCAGUCGAGUAGGCGGUCUGACAAAGUUAUUCAAGGGCAAAUGGCCCUCCUAUCGGCACUUAACAUUAGAGUUUUUGAGUACUCUAAAGGUGACCAGGGUAGGUAUCAUACCCCGAAUCCAAGAGAUCAAAUUCCGUUUAGGAAAUGUCGAUUAUGAGAUGUCUGUUGAGGAGUUGAACCACAUGUUAGAUUGUGAAGGGAUAGUCAUCUCUAUGCCGGAUAAGUUUGACAUGGAUGGCUUCUGGACCGCCAUCACAUUCCUAUGGGAAGGCAAACGGGUGGCAUAUUCCGAAGGCCGGGCCAAGUCUAUUUCCAUUCGGAAUCCCGUCCUCAGAUACCUACAGAUGGCAUGUGCAUUCCUCCCAUUGGCCCGAAAAGAAACCAAAGGAGUUGCAUCGAGUGAGCUGUUCUUGUUAUGGAACAUUCUAAAUAGGAGAGCUCUCAACAUGGGGAGUUUCAUUAUCUCUCAUCUACAGAUUCAGGCCAGGAAGACCUCAGGCACACUUGCAUGUGGUGGAAUCAUCACCGCCAUUGCUGAGCUGUGUAAAAUUAACGCCAAACGAUUAGAGCCGAUGAAGGACAAAGGGGAGAUGUUUCUUUCGUUCGAGGUGCUGAAAGAGAUUGAAUUAAUCACGGUCGAUAGCAGACAGCGUGUUUUCUUCAUCCAGGAAGCGGGAGAUCACUUCCCACUCCCAAACCCUAGCUAUACAUAUGUUCAUGGGUGGCAUAUCACUAAAAAUUGGAGGCUGAACUCUGACGCUCAUAAGGCAAUUGUGAAAGCCACGCCAGCCUAUGUGCCGUUGAAUCCACAAUAUCGUCCUGGCAUACCCUUCCAGUCCAACCCACAGUCCAUGCGGCCAGACCUGGCACUGCUACCACACCAAGCCCCACCACAAGAGGAGCAUGCUCAUGAUGAUCAGGGACCUUCCCAACAAAGGAGGACGAGGAGGAGGACGGGACCUCAACACGCUGAUGAUGCUGAUGAUGUCUCCUUGGCCGAGAGGGUUGAUCACCUAGGGACCCGCAUUGACCAUGUUGAAGCCUCGAUGCGCCAACACUUGGAACAACUCACCCAAAGGUUCGAUCACUAUCAUAAGGUCAAUGACGAGAGAUGGGGUCGAGUGGAGAACACAGUAGGCGAGAUGUUGAGGAGAUUCCAAACGUUUCCCAAUCCACUGCUGCCACCGUCUCAGUAGAAUGCAAGUCUCUUAGUUCACUUCUAUUGUUAAAAACACAAGGCAUUUACAAACCAUUACCAACGAGAGAGAGUGACAGUAAAAUUAAUCAAAUUUGAUCAAUUCUAGUUAAUCCUUCAAAUUUAAAAACACACUCCUCUUCUCACUUAAACCCAGCACAAAGGCACACAUACAUAUUCUCAUUUCACCUUACCUUAGUUUCACAUUCCAUCCACAAAUCCUCCAUAUGCCCCAUUUCCUUUCGCUAAAUUUGGGAUUAAUUUAAGCAAAUAGAGAGGUAAAGGUAUGCUUUUCUUUAAACUUUUCUUAGAUUCUUGCAGUCAAGCUUGAACCUUGAGAUUUUCUUGGUUUAAAUUGCUUUUAUGUUGAUAUUUGAGCACGAGCCCUUCAAUUGUUUGUUGAAUUUUACUUGCAAAGUGUUGCUUUCAUUGAAACAAAUCAUCAAGCACUUGGUAUGCAUAUGUUGUCGAGGUGAAUUUUGUGAUUCCUCUUUCGAUUUGUCUAGUACAUGUGUUGAAAUUUGUUGUGACUACAUAAUUGAUGCCUAGGGAGAUUUAGAAUGGGGAAUUUUUGGUAGGAAUUAUUGAUACAGCUGAGUGUUGUGUGACUAGGUAAAAUCUCAUGUUGAAAUUAGAUAUAGACCUUCAUCUAUAAAUUUGUUUUUCAUAUGUUUUGCGUAGGUGUUAGUUAGAUGAUUGGUGUAUAAGUUGAGAUUGGGGGAUAAUUCAUUGUUGAUAUAUAUAGUUGAGAUUGAGCCACUGAGUGUAUCUACAUAUUUAUCUGGAACUUUAAUUGUGCCUAGUUCUUAAAUGUUGAAUUUUUUUCAGGUACACAGUGGUAUAAAUGGUGAACCAUAACGACCCGGAAUUUUACGAAGUUCAUUUGGAUUACAGCGAACAGAAAGAAAAGUGGGCAAGACUCGUCGACUUGAAGGUCAUACCAUCUCGA